Molecule: messenger RNA, 1461 nt
Organism: Recurvomyces mirabilis
Lineage: Eukaryota; Fungi; Ascomycota; Dothideomycetes; Mycosphaerellales; Teratosphaeriaceae
Exons: 3
Coding region: 1-1461 (486 amino acids)
Molecular function (GO): monooxygenase activity; iron ion binding; heme binding
Source: RefSeq, a predicted model, not a curated record
AUGGCUUACUUACCUUACAUCACAUCUGUACUUGUGACCCUUAUCGUCUACAGACUCUUUACGAACUGGGCACAUCUUCGACAAGCACCGGGACCUUUCCUGGCGAGCCUGACGGACUUGUGGCGAGCGUGGUAUCAAUACAACGGCAAAUUGCGAGGAGAACUUCUGAAGUUACACCAGCAGCAUGGCCCAAUAGUACGGUAUGGAGUCCGCAGUAUCAGUAUUAGUGAUCCAAGUGUUGUGAAUGUGGUAUAUGGCAGUCGUGCAGGAUUCACUACUGCAGAUUCGUAUAACGUCUUGAUCGGCAUUUCGAACGGGAAAGAGGUCGCUAGUCUGGUGAGCACGAACGACGAAGCUCGGCAUGGAGCUCUUCGUCGAUCUGUCGCGGGUGCUUUUACGCAGACGAAUGUCAUGGACUAUGAGCCGCACGUUCACGAAUCGAUCCUGGAGCUGCUUGAGCUCUUGUCGAGGAAAAGCACAAUGGAUUUGGCGCAGAUCAUGUUGUAUUAUACCAUGGACUCUGCUGCUCGAUUCGCCUUCGCUGAGCCGCUCGGGUGUCUGGCCUCUGGAACAGAUGUCGGUGGCUCAAUUCAGACGAUCCGCGAUAGGUUCAACCAUUGGGGCUGGUGGUCAUCUAUUCCGGCUUUGGAGCGACUGGUGUACCGAAACCCUAUCGCGCUGCGAUCAAAGCGCGCCCUUUCCAGUAUGGCAGCGACAGCAGUCAAGAAACUCCAAGAUCGGGCUAGCAAGCCCCAGGCCACAGGUCAGACACCAGAUCUGCUUACCAGAUUUCUGGAGUCGAGCAGGGCAAAUCCUGAUGUUCUGGACAAGACGGGGAUUAUCGGCAUGCUAAUGUCCACGAUAUCUGGUGCUGGCGACACCACGGCUACGACCGUCAAUGCCAGUCUAUACUGGUUGAUGAAGCACCCAGACGCACUCGCAAGACUGAGGCAGGAGCUAAUGGAUGCUCAGAUUGAUCGUCCCGUGCCACAGUACAAUCAAGUCAGCAAGCUGCUUUACUUAAACGCGGUGAUCAAGGAAAGCAUGAGACUGUUCCCGACAGCGGUAUGGCCCAUCGAGCGACGCGUUCCGGAAGGUGGAGCGACCAUAGCAGGCGUGCAAUUCCCCGAAGGCACGUCAGUUGGCUGCCUGGUGAUUGCACUACAUCUCAACCCAUCAGUAUUCGGACAGGAUGCGCAGCAGUUUCGUCCAGAGAGGUGGCUGACUGAGGACGCCGACAUGCUGAAGAAGAUGGAACAGGCGCACAUGGGGUUCAGUCGUGGCAGGCGGGUAUGUUUGGGUCAGCAUAUUGCUGUAUUGCAGAUAAAGAAGGUUAUUCCUGCGCUUGUGAUGGGAUUUGAGAUCUCUUUGGUCGAUCCUCACGCCGAGUUGAAGGCCGACUUCUCGCCAGCUGUUGCAUGCUUGGAGCCAUUGAUGGUCAAAGUUCAGAGACGGAGGUGA